Messenger RNA from Populus nigra (black poplar), 1441 nucleotides. RefSeq names its product bZIP transcription factor 44-like. Bases 605 to 1081 code for a protein of 158 amino acids. The transcript has a single exon. Lineage: Eukaryota; Viridiplantae; Streptophyta; Magnoliopsida; Malpighiales; Salicaceae. Gene Ontology annotation, cellular component: nucleus. Gene Ontology annotation, biological process: positive regulation of DNA-templated transcription. Gene Ontology annotation, molecular function: DNA-binding transcription factor activity; transcription cis-regulatory region binding. The record is from RefSeq and is a predicted model, not a curated record.
AAAAAACCUCUUCUCUUCUCUUCUCUCCCCUCCCUUUAGAUUUCAGGUUUUCUUGCUCUCUAGCUCUCUUAGGACUGAGGUUCUGUUGGUUUUGCAUCAGUAGUUUAGAUAUUUAGCUAUUUUCGCUCUCUUUUCUUGCUCCCCUCUUGUGGGUUAGUCUCGUUUUUGAGUUUUGAUUUCUAAAGUCAAGAUCUCGUAGAUCCCAAGAUUUUCUUUUCUUGUUUAUUAAGGCUGCUACUCUGCCAAAAUCCUGUCAAAAUCUUGAUGCUGCUGUUUUGGAUCUUAAUGUUUGAGAUUCAUGUCUCCAGUUGUCAGUGAAAUCAUCCGGUCCGGGUUUAUGAUCAAUUCCUCUUUCAGACGCAGGACCCAUCUUGUUCAAUCUUUCUCGGUUGUGUUCCUUUACUGGUUCUAUGUUUUUUCAGAAAUAAUCUUUCAACUCUGCCUGGUUUAUAUUAUAUAAUAAGUAGUAGAAUAUAAUUGUUAUCUUUAACAGUUUGAAAUCUGUAAGGUUAGAACAAUAUUAAAGAUCUCAUUUUUAUUGAGAUUUGUUAUUGGUGGUACUAUUUUUGGUGUGUGUGUGUAUAUAUAGUCUUUGUGUAUCUAUAUGGCAUCCUCCAGUGGGGAUUCCUCAGGUUUCACUCAGCUCCAAAACUCAGGCUCUGAAGAGAAUACGCAGAUGAUGUUGGUGGAUCAAAGGAAAAGGAAGAGAAUGCAAUCAAACAGAGAAUCUGCAAGGAGAUCCAGGAUGAAAAAACAGAAGCACUUGGAUGAUUUAAUGGCUCAAGUGACACAACUAAGGAAGGACAAUAACCAAAUCCUUACAACCAUCAAUGUCACAACACAGCACUACUUGAAUGCUGAAGCCGAGAACUCUAUUCUAAGGGCACAAAUGAUGGAACUGAACCAUAGACUUGAUUCUCUCAACGAGAUCCUCAAUUAUAUCAACACGAGUAAUGGGAUUUUUGAAAAUGAUCAUCACGAGGAUCUCCAAACAAGUGCUGAUCAUAGCUUCAUGAAUCCAUUAAAUCUGUUCUAUCUUAACCAGCCCAUCAUGGCAUCCCCAGAUUUGUUUCAGUAUUGAUCAUCAUCAUCACCCCCACCAUCCCCAUGGGUUGGGAAUUGGUCAAUCCAAGGCUGUCUUGUUCAGGCGCAAUAAGUGGAGUGGAAAAAGGAGGGCCUUUCUUUUUUUAUGUUGAAUAUUAGUUUAAUGAGGACCUAGAAUGAAGUAAUAUUAUGAUUAAUGAGAGUGGUGCAUUGAGCAAAAAAAAAAAAAAUGCACCUAGAACAGGGGAAAUUGAUUGGUAUUUUGGCAAUUUGGCUUGUAAGUUGUAAUGUGUCGCUAUAAAUAUGGUGUGCAAGGCCCUGGAUGUGUGUGUCAUAAUGUCCUGUCUCUUCUGAACGGUAAAUUAAUGAUAUUAUUUCUAAUAAUUGGUGUGGGCUA